Plectropomus leopardus (leopard coralgrouper) is the source of this 617-nucleotide messenger RNA. NCBI's taxonomy places the organism in Eukaryota, Metazoa, Chordata, Actinopteri, Perciformes, Serranidae. The record is from RefSeq and is a predicted model, not a curated record.
AGGCGGAGGCCCAGCAGCAGGCUCUGGCAGCGGUGGAGGCUGUGGUGCAGGGCCUGUCCCCGGGGCAGCAGCUGGAGCUCAGGAACCAGCUGGACCAGGUGCUGAGCUGCGUGGCCUCCCUGCGCUCUGAGGUGGCGGAGCUGAGGGGCGGCCUGCAGGACAUCGCCCUGCAGAUCAUCCAGGAUGUCAAAAAGGGAGUGGAGGACAGCCAGCGGGUACGUCGGCGCCGCCACGUCGUCCACAGAGAGCGCACCGACUCCACCGGCUCCAGCUCCAUCUACUUCACUGCCAGCCAGGGCAUGGCCAGCACGUUUGAAGAGACCAGUGAAGGAGGGUACUCAACGGCCUAUGCUGAGUCAGACUACACCGAUCGGGACACGGACAGAGAGGAGGGCGAGCGGGAGCCUGAACAGGAGUCUGAGGAAGAGGAGGACAAGAGCUGUGCCACCGUGCUCACCCUCCGCCAGGAAGACUCUCAGGAAGAAGAGGCAGAGGAGAGAGGGCUAGUGGAGGAGGAGGAGGAGGAAGAGGAGGAGGAAGAUGAGGGGAGGCUGCAGGUGGUGACUGAAGUUCCCAGUGGGGAGCUGGCUCUCCUCUUGGCUCAGAGUGACAUCCUC